CUCCCCAUUCCAGAUUUCCGGUUCCCUUCUUGGGGCCAGGAGGGAAGACUCUUCGCCCUUUCCAUCUGCUGUUCCGGGUCUACCACCCUUCUGCCUAGCCACCAGCCCCUCUGCAGAGAUGCUGAGUACCAGAGACAAGCCUCCAGAAGAGAGGGGAGCUUUGGGGCUUCAGGGCUUCGCCAUCGACAAGAGCUUUCUCACCAACCCCAAAGGCAUCCUUCUGGAAGUCGAGCUGGCUCUGACCUUCAUCAUGACCAUAUGCUUUGCUGCCUCCAUCUCAGCCUACAUGGCAGCCCCACUGCUUGAGUUCCUCAUCACCCUGGCCUUCAUCUUCCUCUAUGCUACCCAGUACUACCAGCGUUUCCAGAGCCUCAACUGGCCCUGUUUGGACUUCCUUCGAUGUGUCAGUGCUGUCGUCAUCCUCCUCGUUGUGUCCUUUGCAGCUGUAGUCUCUCGGGAGGGACCUGCCAUUGCUGCUUUCGUUUUUGGCGUUAUUGUUGUUUUUGUCUUUGUCUAUGAUGCCUUCAAGAUCUACCAGGCAGAGAUGGCACCCAGCCCCACCCAGGGUGAGUGA
Molecule: messenger RNA, 574 nt
Organism: Trichosurus vulpecula (common brushtail)
Lineage: Eukaryota; Metazoa; Chordata; Mammalia; Diprotodontia; Phalangeridae
Gene: CMTM5
Product: CKLF like MARVEL transmembrane domain containing 5
Exons: 4
Coding region: 119-574 (151 amino acids)
Cellular component (GO): membrane
Source: RefSeq, a predicted model, not a curated record